Elaeis guineensis (African oil palm) is the source of this 5205-nucleotide messenger RNA. The record is from RefSeq and is a predicted model, not a curated record. NCBI's taxonomy places the organism in Eukaryota, Viridiplantae, Streptophyta, Magnoliopsida, Arecales, Arecaceae.
CCCCCCGACCGACGACUCCGACCCACCCGCCUCCUCCUACCCGGCAACCGCGUCGUCUCCCGGCGGCGCCCCAGGCCGUCCUCUUUUUUCUCUCAGGCCGUCAACUCCCACUCCAUCCCUCCCCGCCUUCCAAGUCGUCGCCUCCACCUCCAGCGGCCGAACCAUCCGGCGGUGCCUCCCUUCCUCGCCCCUUUUCUCCCUCCUCUCGCUGUCGCCACGGCCUCCCACCUCUGGUAUCUCUGGCAUCCAUACCGUGGCCUCACCAUCCAUCGGACAACCCAACACCACCGCUGGAGUCACCGGUUUCUUUCUCUUAUCCUAUCUCUCUCCCAAGCAUAUCGUUUAAGACGAGAUUUUGUUUUAGAUGCCACCUAUUUUUGUUUACAAAGGUUGACUCUGUUUCGUUUCAUGCGUCUAACUGUCCUCGAAGAUUAUUUUUUUCUACUCUCUUCGAUUUCGAUGCAUAAAACCUUAGAAAUGUGUUUCAAAUCUAGGAUUUUUACCCUAUCCCAUCAUGUCAGUUCGACAAAAGCAGCAUUUUGGGAAUCGUAUGUAAUCUAUAGUCCCAUUUCUGAUUCAUUGGCCCCCAAGAGUCUGUACAAAAAUGCGAUCUUCUUCUCGUCCGCUCCAUCUCUAAACCCUGACCUUAACCCUAACCCGAGCCCUCUUUUGGGUUCCUUGUUUGAGGAGGGGCGCGACUUUGAUGAUCCAUUGGCGAGGGAUGGACAUACUCAUGCAGCAAAAGAGGUUCCAAUGGGUAGUCUUGGUGAUCCUGGAGAAUUUGGUAAAGAAUCUAGUCCUGCUAGAGACCCUAAUAGUGAACUCAAACCAGAUUCUGGCUGCCGUUUUGGAGCAUUUGAUGAUUUUGAUGGUGAGGGGGAUGAAGAUGGGGAAUCCGAUGACCAAAUGGAGGGUGGAGAUGGGAAUGAUGAUGAUGACUUUAGGGUUUUAGAUAUAUUCGAUGGGAAUGCUGAUCUGAAGGAAGAAAGCAAGGGCUUUGAACAGGAAGAGAAAGAUGAAUCAAGACACCCUCUGGUUAGAGAGGUAUGUAGGUUGAUUGGACUCCGGCAUUCUUGGAACCCGAAGCUUGAAGGGGAGCUAAGACAUCUGCUAAGAAGCCUUAAACCCUCACAGGUCAGUGCUGUCCUCCACUCUCAGCCUGAUCAGCGCAUUGCUGUGAGCUUCUUCUCCUGGGCUGAUCGGCAAUGGCGAUACCGACAUGCCCCAGAGGUCUACUAUACCAUGCUCGAGAUCCUCAGCAAGACAAAGCUGUGCCAGGCAUCAAGGCGGAUACUAAGGCUGAUGAUCCGCCGAGGGAUUAGUCGGCAACCUGAGGCAUUUGCAUACUUGAUGGUCUCAUAUAGCCGUGCUGGCAAGUUGAGGAGUGCAAUGAGGGUCUUGAAUUUGAUGCAGAAAGAUGGGUGUGGGCCAGAUCUUUCUAUCUGCAAUACUGCAAUCCAUGUGCUCGUUAUGGCUAAUCGGUUAGAGAAAGCUUUGAGGUUCCUGGAUCGAAUGCAGCGUGUUGGUAUCACCCCUAAUGUCAUAACAUAUAAUUGCUUGAUAAAGGGUUUUUGUGAUGCUCACCGGGUUGAAGAUGCGCUUAAGAUGAUCCAAGAAAUGCCUCUUAAGGGUUGCUUGCCAGACAAGAUCAGCUACUACACAGUGAUAAGCUUCUUAUGCAAGGAGAAAAUGGUUGGAGAGGUUAGAGAAUUGAUAAAGAAGAUGAAAACAGAUGCUAAUUUGCUCCCAGAUCAAGUUACCUACAAUACAUUGAUCCAUGUACUUGCAAAGCAUGGGCAUGCAGAUGAGGCUCUGGAAUUCCUGAGGGAAUCCGAAGAGAAGGGUUUUCGUGUUGACAAGGUUGGCUUCAGUGCCAUUGUGCAUUCUUUUUGUUGUGAUGGGAGGAUGGAGGAGGCGAAAGGGAUAGUGAAUGAGAUGUUUAGAAAGGAGUGUUUUCCUGAUGUCGUAACUUACAGCGCAGUUGUCAAUGGAUUUUGCCGGAUAGGGAAGAUAGAUCAAGCUAGAAUGAUGCUGAAGCAUAUGUUUAAGCAUGGUUGCAAGCCCAACACUGUCACAUACACUGCAUUGUUAAAUGGGUUGUGCAAAAUUGGAAACUCAUUGGAGGCCUGGGAAAUGCUUAAUAAGAGCGAGGAAGAGUGGUGGACGCCAAACAGUACUACAUACAGUGUUGUCAUGCAUGGACUCAGGAGGGAGGGAAAGUUAAAAGAGGCUUGUGAUUUAGUCAUGCAGAUGUUACAUAAUGGUUUUUUUCCCACCCCGGUUGAGAUUAACCUAUUGAUUCAUGCACUCUGCAGGGAGGGCAAAGCAGGUGAGGCAAAGAAGUUCAUGGAGGAGUGUCAGAGAAAGGGUUGCACAGUUAAUGUGGUGAAUUUUACCACUAUAAUUCAUGGAUUUUGCCGGGAGGAUGAUUUGGAGUCUGCACUCUCUUUACUAGAUGACAUGUAUUUGAGUAACAGGCAUCCUGAUGUAGUAACUUAUACAGUUGUGGUGGAUGCUUUGGGAAGGAAGGGAAGAUUUGAAGAAGCAACAGAACUCAUAAAAAAGAUGCUCCACAGGGGUUUGGUUCCUACACCAGUUACUUAUAGGACAGUUAUCCAUAGGUAUUGCGCAAAAGGUAGAGUAGAAGAGUUACUCAAGUUGCUAGAGAAAAUGCUAGUGAGGCAGGAGUUUAGAACGGCAUACAAUCAGGUCAUUGAGAAACUUUGUGGAUUUGAUAGACUUGAUGAGGCUUACAAAGUCUUAGGAAAGGUUUUGAGGACAGCCUCAAAUGCAGAUGCUGUGUCAUGCCAUAUUUUGAUGGAUAGUUAUCUGACUAAAGGCCUUCCUUUGCAGUCGUACAAAGUAGCAUGUCGAAUGUUCCAUAGAAAUUUGAUUCCUGAUGUGCAUUUGUGUCAGAAAGUGAGCAACAAGCUGGUCUCAUUGGGACAUUCAGAUGAGGGUGGAAGACUUAUGAUUAAGUUUGUUGAGAGAGGACUUAUGUUGCCUCAGCAUCAGUAGAUUUGCUGUGCGAUAUGAAAGCCUAGGAGGGUUGUUAUUCUGACAUGAGAAUGUACAGGAUGCUGGGAGAACUAUUACUGAGAAAUUUCAUGGGUAGAAUUCAGCCGCAUGACUUCAAUGACUUGAAUUUGCAUAAAGAGACAGCUUGGAGUUUAUUAUUAUUCAUGCUGUGACAGGCAGCGUCUGCUGAGACAGAUCAGACCCAGGCAUUUCAAUCUUCUGUUUUAAGGGUGCAGACUGCUUCUGGAUCUCUCUAUGCAUUGUUGUCACCCUUCCUGUCUGCUGGGUGCUGAUGUAACAGUUUUGGUUCUGACAAAUAGUAGGAUUGUGUUCUUGUGCCUUUAAGCAUAUUCGUUGUGACUUGUGUGUUGAUGAUUCAGCAAAAGUGGCUAUUCUUAUUGAAGCACUGGUUUUGAUGUGCUCUUGACUUUUCUAAGGGAAUAUCUUCUUCUCUUGGAUGCUCUAAGAUGAUUCACUACUGCAGCUUAAUGGAAGAGAGCGUGAAUUAAAAUCAGUUUGGCCUGCAAGGGUGUUAUCGAUGAUGUUCAGGCAUCUUCUCUACAGCUUCAUUUAGGUUGGGAAUUCUGAAUACAAAGUCUGCUAGGCAUUACAAGCGUGCUAGUUGAUCCCCCUUUGAAGCCAUGCAGAUUUGGUCAACAAGUCCGUGGUUCCUGGUUGAGCUGAAUGCAUAUUCAACCAUAGAAUAUAUGCACUUAAUUUUUUACCUUUAUCUCAUUGUAAAGCAUAUGACUCAGCAUUAUGGUUGAGAAAGAUGUGGGAGCUCCACCUAGGAUUUUCAUAAAAAGCAACUGCAUUGUCAAUGGUAUUUUCUCUUGGUUAAAUUAUAUGCCAGACUACAUUACUCAGUCAACCAUUAAAUAAUCACUUAUUUGCUGUGGUAGAUAUGAUCCAACUUAUUGUUUAUGAUUCUUGAACAUUUAGUUGUUUUACCAUAAACUAUCUCAACUGUUUGUCUUUAUUUUCCUUCAUGGCUGCAUCUAGAUCAAAGAGAAUCAUUUCUUCUAUUUCUACUAAUAUUUCACUUAAGCAUGCUUUCAUUGUUUGUAUUAGUAUGUCUGCUAACUUAAGGAAGAUAUCUCACAUUUUCUGUGCAUUUCUAGGAGUAAAGGGCAUAAGCAUUUCCAUGAUUUUGAAUAACCUUUGUAGAGUGGAUAAAAUUUGUUUAGCUUGCCAGUCUUUUGAUUCAAAAGAGUUCCAUGCUAUGCCAUUUUAAGUACAUGAAGAGGAUUCCAUCUAUUGUUUUUCCAUAACUAUCGAAGUUCUAAUAUACGUAUGAAGACUUGUUGAUGUGUCUAUUACCUUUGUGUGGAUUAGUAGGCAUUGGGCUUCACAGAAUCAUUUUUUUGGGGUUCACAUGGCAUACGUGACAUCAGAUAUCAGAUUGAUCAAGAGCGGAACUCUCCGGCUGAGGUCCCAAAGCUAGCAUCAGCUGCUGAAUACUUUUUCAAAAUGGGUGUUGAAGGAAAAAGAUUCCGUCCCACAGUCUUGUUGUUGAUGACAUCAGCUUUGAAUAUGCCCCUACCACAUUCAGUUGCCGAUGGUGUGUUUCAUACCUUACCAAAUGAAUUGCAUUCAAGACAACAGUGAAUUGCAGAAAUUACUGAAAUGAUUCAUGCCAAAAUUUGUUUUCUGCUGUCAUUAAUGAGCUUCUUCCCAUUCAUUGUGCUAGGUGGCUAGCCUUCUUCGUGAUGACGUCUUGGAUGACACAGAAACAAGGCAUGGUGUUGGUUCAUUGAAUUUUGUUAUGGGAAACAAGGGAACUGUAACAGCUUCCAUAUUAUUUGCAAUAGAAGAGUGCACUCAGCUGCGUGAGCUUUGUAGAACGAGGCUUUGACAACCCUGACGAUGUUGAUGCUGCUCUCGACCACCUUGGGAAGAGUCGGGGAAUCCAGAGAACAAAGGAACUAGGUCAAGAGCAUGCAAACCGUGCUGUGAAAGCAAUCGAAGCUCUUCCUUACAGUGAUGAUGAGGAUAUCCAGAUGUCAAGGCGUGCUCUCGUGGAUCUUACUUAUAGAGUCAUCACAAGAACAAAGUGAAAACACCCAUCUGCCGUGCUGAGAAAGCCCGACUGUCUUCACCUAUGUUCUGAAAAUCUGGAUUUAUUGUUGCCUUUGUUUCCUGUCAAAUCACUGCCCAUUCUAUUCAUACUUAUCCCUUGGCUCUGAA